CCUCUCUCUACACACCAUGGCACUGCUCGUUCACGAGCUACAACAGCUCAUCCCCCAGAAGCUCCUGCUAGACACGGUCGAUGGUUUCUUCCCUCGAGGAUCUCGUGAAUCACCGAUAGACCCAGCCAAUCUUCGUGGUCGGAGCUACGAUGCGACUCCGGCGUGGCCUGUACUCGAGAGACUGGCGGAGUGUGGGUUAGAGGGCGCAUUGAAGACCGACUGGAUGAGCAUCUUGCCCGGUCCAGAUGAGUCACUGUUCCCAAAGGCAUGUCUCGGUCUCAUCAUCCUCCUCGAUCAAGCCCCGCGCGAGGUGCUAUCCGACGGGACGAAUGCGAGGUACAAUUUCGGCUUUUUCGAUCCCAUCGCUUCCCAUGUUGUCGCCAAGUGGAAGGACCUGCCGCCGCAUCUGAUCCCAUGGAACAAGCACCGAUGGAGUGACUACCACCCCGAUUGGUGGAUGUUUGCUACCAUGUGGUUCAUGGCCCCGUUCACGCAUUCGGAGAUCCUGGCGAAUCACGACUAUCAGAUCGGCAUCUGGAGCUGGGUCAAGCGGGACUGUGAAAAGGAGUAUGGAUUACAGGAUCCGUAUGCGGAGCGGCUGAGAGCCGGGGGAGAUCUCGACGCAGAUCCCUGUGCUUUCCCCCGCGAGGCCAUGCGUGGGCCACCAUGGAACUCAUUCGCUGAAUGGCUCUACUGGUGGGCGAUGAUCUUCCACGUACAUCGUCCCAUCCUUCAAAACUUUGGACGCUAUCCCUACCGCAACGACGCACUGGGUCGAAGCACGACCCAGACCGAGGCACGGUGGAUCGAGGAGACCAAACUGUUUGCGGCAUCGGUUGAGGUCGCCGCUGGACAGAUCCGAGAAGAUGUAGAGAGGGGUCGGUGGAGACCUAUCCAGAGGUGAUUGGCGCGGACUGAGGUGACUAUAGGCAAUGAAUCCAUCUGAGCUCAGUCCACAUUGACUUCUAGACUCUUUCAAUGAUGCCACCCCCUUCCGCUGCCGAGAUCACAUGCAUAUUAUAAGGCCAU
Molecule: messenger RNA, 1029 nt
Organism: Kockovaella imperatae
Lineage: Eukaryota; Fungi; Basidiomycota; Tremellomycetes; Tremellales; Cuniculitremaceae
Exons: 1
Coding region: 17-904 (295 amino acids)
Molecular function (GO): protein binding
Source: RefSeq, a predicted model, not a curated record